AUUGUCAAAAACAGACUUUUAAACCAAUGUAAACAAGAAAUUGUGGAAAAAAAUCAACUAACUAAAAUAUAACAGCGAAAAUCCUAAGUAAUUUUUACUGAAUUUACUAAUUCGUGCCUAGAAGCAGUGCUUUACAUUUUGAUACGUGGAUAUGGAUAGCCCUAAUUCUCCAAAGACACAUAAUUACCAUUUUAAAAACGUCUACGAUGAUUACACUGAACAGAAUGCAAAACCUCAUAUUGAAAACAAAACAGUAAGUACCGGCAGCCUCAUUAAGUCCAGAUUGAAUUUUAAAUGGGAAUCAACAUUAAAAGAGCUAGAAGAUUGGAAUUCAACUGAUUAUUCAGUAUAUACUGGCACUGCUGGUGUGGGUAUGUUGUUAUUACGAAAGGCACCAAAUGAUAAAAAAAAUUUAAGGAACAUUAGAAAAAACUAUUUGCAACUGGAUCAUUUAAAGAACCGUAGUGUGUCUUUCUUAUGUGGUGAUGCAGGACCAUUAGCACUUGCUGCUGUAAUAUCACAUAAAUUAGAAGAUAAUAAAAUAUUUGACUUCUGUAUUAAGAGAUUAGCAGCUUUCUCAAAAGUUGUAAAGAAUACUAGUUCUGAUCUAGCUAAUGAAUACCUAUAUGGGAGAGCUGGCUAUUUAUAUGCCUUAUUAUAUGUCAAUAAACAUGUUUCACCAUCACCUUUUAAUGAAAGUGUUAUAAGAAGUGUGAUCAGUGCUAUUUUCACAUGUGGCGAAACACUAGCAAAACAUUUAAAAAUUGAAAAAGACUGCCCUUUGAUGUUUGAAUGGCACAACACAAAAUAUUUGGGAGCAGCUCACGGUAUAUCAGGAAUAAUAUAUCUGUUGUUACAGGCAAGAGACUAUCUUUUAGAGGACGAAUUAAAUAAUUUAAUAAAACCAACUAUUCAGUUUUUAACAACAUUAAGAUUUCCAACUGGAAACUUUCCUUCGUCUUUAGGACCUGGAAAAGCUGAUAAAUAUGUGCAGUGGUGUCAUGGUGCUCCAGGAUUUCUUUACAUGUAUUGUGCAGCUUAUAGGGUUUUUGGAGAGCAGCAUUAUUUAUAUUCGGCUCUGAAAUGUGCUGAUAUAAUAUGGUGGAGAGGUUUGCUCAAGAAAGGCUAUAGUUUGUGUCAUGGGGUUGCUGGCAAUGCUUAUUGUUUUAUUGAACUAUUCCAAACAACGAAGGAUGAGAAGCAUCUCUACCGUGCAAUUAAGUUUGCAGAAUAUUGUUUAGAUCAUACUAAAAAUCGGGAACAGUGUACCCCAGAUCGGCCCAUGUCCUUAUUUGAAGGAAUUUCGGGACCUAUGUACCUGCUUUUGGAUCUGCAAGAACCAGAAAAUGCUAAGUUUCCAGGUUUUACCCUAUAAAUUUUAUCAGUAGAUUAUCAUCAGUUUGAAAAACUCUGGUAAUCCCCAAUUUUGAUUUGGUUGAAUUUUCUGAUACAGCUUUUUUUGUGUAAAAGUAUAUCUGAAUAAAUUGUGCUUUGAA
Molecule: messenger RNA, 1496 nt
Organism: Sitophilus oryzae (rice weevil)
Lineage: Eukaryota; Metazoa; Arthropoda; Insecta; Coleoptera; Curculionidae
Product: glutathione S-transferase LANCL1-like
Exons: 7
Coding region: 152-1375 (407 amino acids)
Biological process (GO): peptide modification; carbohydrate metabolic process
Cellular component (GO): plasma membrane
Source: RefSeq, a predicted model, not a curated record